This is a messenger RNA of Paramecium octaurelia, 369 nucleotides long. The record is from the annotation of a GenBank genome assembly. NCBI's taxonomy places the organism in Eukaryota, Ciliophora, Oligohymenophorea, Peniculida, Parameciidae.
AUGAAUAAUUCAACUCAAGGAGACACUCCCAUGUCUCGUUUUGAUUACUGUACAUUCUCAUUUAACAUUAGUUAUUCAAUCAUUCAAACAAUGGAUGUUAACUAUCAUAAAUGAGGCUUCAAUUGGGCUCUAUCAAAUUUAAUGCCAUCUGAAGGAUUCGAUUCUGCAUUUCAGAAGAGUCAAGGAGGAUGAGGAAAAGCUGGCGAAGAAACUCUCCAUAACUAAUACGCAACAACAAAACACUAUUGGUGAGUUGAAAGAAAUUGGCAACUUGAAUAGACAAUGGGCUCCUAAAAUGCAAAGACUUCUUGAUUAAUUGUAAAAUAAUCAAAAAAAUUGAUAAAAUAUACAAUUACAAUUAUAAUAUGA